GCCUGCGCUUUGCCCUGGAAGCAACUCGCCUCUGAUUCUUCGGGCGUGCGAUCCAGAGAGUCCCAGUCUCGUUUCUGCCGAGUGUCCCUGAACCGAGGACAAUGAACCGCAGCCGCCAGGUGACGUGCGUGGCCUGGGUCCGCUGCGGCGUGGCCAAAGAGACGCCAGACAAGGUAGAGCUUAGUAAAGAAGAAGUAAAACGUCUCAUUGCUGACGCAAAGGAAAAAUUACAAGAAGAAGGUGGCAGUGAUGAAGAGGAGGCAGGUGAUCCCUCAGAAGGCGGCAUGCAGAGUGCACGUACCCAGGCACGACCAAGGGAGCCCCUGGAGGACGGUGACCCAGAGGAUGACAGGACGCUGGAUGAUGAUGAGCUGGCAGAGUACGACCUAGAUAAAUACGAUGAGGAAGGCGACCCAGACACCGAAACUCUUGGCGAAUCUCUCUUGGGUCUUACAGUCUAUGGGAGUAAUGAUCAAGAUCCUUAUGUGACUCUGAAAGAUACGGAGCAAUAUGAACGUGAUGAUUUCUUGAUUAAACCCAGUGACAAUCUCAUAAUUUGUGGUAGAGCUGAACAGGACCAAUGCAAUUUAGAGGUGCAUGUUUAUAAUCAAGAAGAGGAUUCCUUUUAUGUGCACCACGAUAUAUUGCUGUCUGCGUACCCUCUGAGCGUGGAAUGGCUGAAUUUUGAUCCUAGCCCAGAUGAUUCGACUGGAAAUUACAUUGCUGUGGGAAAUAUGACCCCCGUCAUUGAAGUGUGGGACCUUGAUAUAGUGGACUCUUUAGAGCCAGUCUUCACACUUGGAAGUAAGCUAUCAAAAAAGAAGAAAAAGAAAGGAAAGAAGAGUUCCGCAGCUGAAGGGCACACCGAUGCGGUCCUGGAUCUUUCUUGGAAUAAGCUGAUCAGAAACGUGCUAGCAAGUGCAUCAGCUGACAACACUGUCAUUCUGUGGGAUAUGUCCUUGGGGAAACCAGCAGCUAGCCUUGCCGUACACACAGACAAGGUCCAGACUCUGCAGUUUCAUCCAUUUGAAGCACAGACUCUUAUUUCUGGAUCAUAUGAUAAGUCAGUGGCUUUGUAUGACUGCCGAAGUCCGGAUGAAAGCCAUCGAAUGUGGCGAUUCAGUGGGCAGAUUGAGAGAGUGACUUGGAAUCACUUUUCACCAUGUCAUUUUUUGGCCAGUACAGAUGAUGGCUUUGUAUAUAACUUGGAUGCGCGUUCAAAUAAGCCAAUUUUUACACUUAAUGCACACAAUGAUGAAAUCUCUGGGCUUGAUCUAAGCAGUCAAAUCAAGGGUUGCCUUGUGACCGCGUCAGCAGACAAAUACGUGAAGAUCUGGGACAUAUUAGGAGAUAGGCCAAGUCUAGUCCACUCCAGGGACAUGAAAAUGGGAGUUCUCUUUUGUUCUGCCUGUUGCCCUGAUUUGCCGUUUAUUUAUGCCUUUGGAGGUCAGAAAGAAGGGCUUCGGGUCUGGGAUAUAAGCACAGUCUCUUCAGUAAAUGAAGCAUUUGGAAGACGAGAGAGGCUUGUUCUUGGCAGUACAAGAAAUUCAUCUAUUAGUGGUCCUUUUGGGAGCAGGAGCGCAGACACACCCAUGGAGUCUUAAUGAAGAUCAUACGAUUUCCUGUUUUAUUUAUCUUCACUCAGAGUUUUAGGAAGCUGGCCUACAAAUGUUCCAUGUGUAGCUACAGCCAUGCAGUGACUGAACAAAACUCAUUUUCUACUACCUGACAUUCCUCUCUGCAGCUGUGGUGGCAACACAGAUAGGGCCAGUCUUCAUCUGGCCCUUCGAGCGUGUGGUGUCUAAGGCUCCUGUUGCAGGGCUCCUUGAAAAGGAUAAUAAAAAAGGUCUGUAAACAAUAAACUCCUUAAAUAUGCCAUCGUCACAGGUAACCUAGGUUUGAAAAAUAGCUAGUAAAUGUUAAAAGAGGAAAAUCCUGUAAUCCUAACAGAUGGGUAAACCCAGGCCCAGAAAGGUGGUUUGGCCAAGACUGCACGGUGGGCCACAAACAGGCAGGUACCCCAGGAACUGCACUUUACAAACUGACUGUUAUCCAAUUAAUGCUCAUGAGUUAGAAGUGUAUUCAGUGCUACUUGGUAACUAAAUUAAAAGUGGCAUGCCUUUUUUUUAUCCCUAGCAUGGUAGUCAGUCAUUGUUAUCAAAGAAGAGACAUUACAUAAUGAUAAAGGCAUUAAUCCAACCGUAGGAUAUAACAUUCAUAAAUUUUAAGCACCCAGAAUAGGAGCACAUAACUAUAAAAAGCAAAUGUUAACAGAGCUAAAAGAAACAGCAAUACAAUAAUAGUAGGGGACUAGAAUACUCCACUUUCACCAAUGACUAGAUCCUUCAGACAGAAAAAUCAAUCAACAUUGGCCUUAAACAACUCAUUAGACCAUGUGGACUUAACAGACAUACAGAACAUAUCAGCCAAAAGAACAAUACACAUUCUUCCCAAGCACAUAUGGAAAAUUCUCCAGGAUAGAUCACAUUAGGACACAAAACAAGUUCUUAAUAAAUUUAAGAUUGAAAUCACACCAAGCAUCUUUUCCAACCAUAAUAGUAUGAAACCAGAAAUCAAUUACAGGAAAAUUUGAAACUUGGAUAUGGCUUGGAGAUGUUUGUUAACAUGGAUUACCUCAUCCUUUCUGAUAGCAGCAUUGUAUUGCUUAAUAUGGACGUGCCAUAAUUUAUCCACCAUUUUCUUUCUGAAGCACACUUAGGUUUCUUCUGUUUUCACUGUUAAAAACUGCUGUAUUCCUUCAUCCUAACCAUACCUGUAAGAAAGGAGUAGGAUCCUGUACAUACUUUUUUUUUUUUUGCAUAUGAACUUGAAAUUGGAUUUCCUGGUCACUAGCCAUUGUUUUUCUUUAUGUGCCUGCCUGCUCCACACACCCCACCUUUAAAGCCCAAUAUGUUCCUUUCCCAAAGACAAUAUGUGCUGAAUAAAUGAAUGGGUCUUCCCCUGUUUCUCUUGCCAUGAAACACUAUUUGCAUUUUGGGAACUUCAGAUACAAAAUAGCCUGGCACGCUUUCUUUUUGUCACAGCAUAUCUGGGUCAGGCAUCUCGAAAAAGUCCCUAACAGAACAUUAUGUCAUCUCCCACGCUUUUGAAUAAUUCAGUUUUUCAUAGACGGGUGCCAGUUGUCUCUGACCAAUUAAGAACAACGGCCCACAGAGGUGUCCUCUGCUUAUAAAAAUGCAUUUCACGGCCCCAGUGCAAACAUACGACUAUCGGCAGCAGUGAGAUGCACCUGAGAUGAGGUGUCAGUGCAGCAGCAGGGAGAUCAGCAUGGAAGCGAACCGGGAGGAAAAAUACGUUUUAAAAGGUAUUCCCAACGCACAAAUCACAACAUAAUAAAAAAUCUUAAAUGUUCUGAAUUUCAUUUUCAACAUCUAUAAGAUGGGGGUAAACCCACUAUUACAAUGCCCUAUGAGGACUAAACAAAUUAAACUAAAAUAUACUGCCAUUACAGACUGUCUGCAAGUUAAGUGUCACAAAUGCCCAAGAGCAUUUAGCUGAGAGGGGCAGGAGGUUGUCUGUUGACAAACAAUAGAUCAUUCAAAAAGUAAACUUUCCCAAGUCAG
This is a messenger RNA of Hipposideros armiger (great roundleaf bat), 3584 nucleotides long. RefSeq names its product PWP1 homolog, endonuclein (gene PWP1). Lineage: Eukaryota; Metazoa; Chordata; Mammalia; Chiroptera; Hipposideridae. Gene Ontology annotation, biological process: rRNA processing. The transcript is spliced from 15 exons. Bases 102 to 1604 code for a protein of 500 amino acids. Gene Ontology annotation, cellular component: nucleus. The record is from RefSeq and is a predicted model, not a curated record. Gene Ontology annotation, molecular function: protein binding.